This is a messenger RNA of Homarus americanus (American lobster), 2419 nucleotides long. RefSeq lists its product as uncharacterized. The record is from RefSeq and is a predicted model, not a curated record. The transcript is spliced from 5 exons. Gene Ontology annotation, biological process: synapse organization. Bases 1 to 981 code for a protein of 326 amino acids. NCBI's taxonomy places the organism in Eukaryota, Metazoa, Arthropoda, Malacostraca, Decapoda, Nephropidae. Gene Ontology annotation, cellular component: neuron projection membrane.
AUGUGUCUUAAUCAACACCCCCCCCCCUCCCUAGGCUUGGCUCACGGGUCGGUGGUGGCGCCGGAGGAGGGAGGAGGUGACGACGAGCCUGAUGAAGGAGGAGGGAGGAAGGUGGAGACGUGUGAUACCUGCCCCUACUUUCUUAACACCACCGUCCACGUCACCACCUCACAGGGCGUUCCUGCUAAUCUUACCUGCGGAGUGAGGAACCUUGUUGACAGAAAGGUGUCGUGGAUCCGGCGGAAGGACCUCCACGUCCUCACCACGGGCGCCUUCACCUACACGACCGACGGACGCUUCAGGGCGCUACACCUGGUGGGCUCCCCGUACUGGACACUACAGGUAGAUGCGCCCCUCGUCAGCGACUCCGGCGUGUACGAGUGUCAGGUCUCCACGCAACCCAAAAUCUUCAGGAGGUUUACUCUAAGUGUGGUCGUACCGAGCGCGGAGAUUCAGGGAACUCACCAGAUGUUUAUGAAGGCUGGCAGUGACAUCAACAUCACCUGUAUUGUCACUGGCAACGUCCGCGGCUCACCUGUCACCUGGUACCACACCUUGCCACGCCACACUACUAGCGUGGAGGUGGAGGAGAUCAACGCAGGUGGUCGUGGCGGCGUUCAGCUGGUGACUGACAAACAUGCGGGUACCAGCUGGCUCUUGGUCACUCAUGCCACCUGGAGAGAUGCCGGGAACUACACCUGUGCUCCCGCUAAUGCCAGACCUGCCACUGUCGCUAUACAUGUACUGGACGAGGAGGCGCCUGCCGCCAUGCAACACGACUUGCAACCCAACGCUGCUAGCAAGGCAUCCACGCCCACCUCCCACGUCCUACUGGCGGGCGUGCAUCUGCUGCUGCUUCUGGAGGCGCACUGGGGGCGUAUACGGGCGUGGGGAGACGGCGUGAGGUGGUGGUGGGGCGUCGUGGUGGGGAUGGUGACGACGACUACGCCCAGGAGAGUGUUGUCCAGUACCUUGUGUUGACCUUGUUGCUGGUGGGCCAAUCUCUUCCUCCUCCUCCUUCUCUCCUUCCUCUCCUCUCCUUCUCUUCCUCCUCCUCUCCUCUUCCUUCACAUCUGCAUCACCAUCUGUCUUGUGAGUUUUUACAGAAUAUACGUAUGUGUAAUUAUGUACAUAUAUAUACUUGAAUGAGCUGUUUUGUAUGAGAUCAAACUUAUGUAUAGGAGUGUAUGAACUCUUGUGUAUAUACAGCUGCCCAAUGUUUGUGUAUAUACUUAUGUGUGUAUGGGUAUUUAUGAUUGACAUAGUGUAUAUACGUAUUUAUAUGUUUGUAAACGGUUCUUCCACCUAGAUUCUAUUGAUUCUAUUUACAAUGUGGUCGCGCUGCCGUGAGAACAUCUGCAGCCAAAGCGCGUGUGGCCGACGGACCUAUUAAGACUUUGACCCGACCUAAAAAUAUACCAGGAAGAGAUGACGAAAAAUUAAGUUUUAUAUUUUCAAAAAUCAAAUUAUUUCGGUAAAAAAGUCUCUCAUUUGAUAUAUAAUUAAUAACUCAUAAAACAACAACAGUAAAUGAUCUGUUUAAAAUAUAUUAAUAUAUGAUUUAAGAGUUUAUAUGUUGUUGUUGUUUUUUAUCUGACAAUCAAAAUCGGCUUAGAAUCCCUUCAUAUCAAAAUACUUUAUUUAUGUAUUUGCAUAAUUAUUAGAUAUUUUAUAAAGUUUAUACUUAGGUUUUAAAAAGUAUAUGCGGCAUUAAACAAAAUGUUAGUUAUAUGUUCCCCAUGUUCCAAUACUUUAGCUGACUGCAGAAGUUGUCAUGAGAGUGUUAGGACAAUAAUGAUAUAGCUUUUUUUUUCCUGAAAUGAAUUGCAUUCCAAAAUUUAUUGUCAUAUUUACAUAUACAAAAUACGAGAGGGUUGGACCUUUUCCCCGAGAGAUGACGUCACAAACCUGCAGCUGUUGAUUGGCUGAUUGAUAAAAUACAAAGGGAUAAAUCCUUCCCCAAGUGGUUACGUCACUAAGCUUGCAACCGUUAAUUAGCUGACUGACAAUACCAGAGAUAAUGUCCUUACCCUUAUUAUUAGUAUUGCUUAACUAAACACAAGAAGAUUUACCCACAGAGGCAUUGUAUAUUUAGGCAUCAAUAAUAUUUUACACUCGGCUCCCUCUCCCUUAAUGUCUACACUCGGUCCAUCGCCCGGAGUUUUAAACAACAUCUUCCCUUGACGGGGGUCAUUGCGUCGAACACCAUAGUUUUAAAUGUGAAGGACCUUUAACUGCAGCGCACGAUGGAGAAUGGUGGCGGGGAAACGAACUAAUAAUACUGGAAUUUGAAGCGGUAACUAUAGUGGGUUUUUUCUCAGCUGUACGAUUUUGUUCUGAAGUAAUGAUGUAUUUCUAAACGAGUUUAUUCAUAAUCGUUGGGAUGACCGUUUCUGACAAAGAUAUUUAGCUAAAUUAU